AUGCAACUCUCAUUCAAACUCUGUUUCAGUUUAUUCUACGGUCAGUGCGAUGGAGACGACGACCGCGACGACGGAUCCGCUCACGAGAUGGCGCUUCACUUCACCCAAAACUGUGCCAAAGAUUGUCUAUUCGGCGCCCAAUGCGUGGUCACCGCCGAAGGAGAGUCGCGUUGCGAGUGUCAGACCGUCCGCCAUCUCCUCAUUUCUGACGCCUUCCGCCUCUCUGUCCGCAGUUCCGCUGUUCCGCAGUCGUGGCCGUCGUUUGCGGACAAACCGAAGACAACGAAAUGCGUUACUAUGACAACGAGUGCCGCCUUCGCGAAGACAGUUGUCUUCGUCAGAAACGGGUCCGUCUUUGCGAAGAGUGUCGCUGCAAUCGCUUCGGAAGCCAAGAACCGCUUGUUUGCCACCAAAAGCAAUGCAAAUGCAGAAGAGGUGAGUCCUAUAGACAACUGGCGAACCUUUGCUCACAAAAUGCAUGUCUCGGAAGGCGUUGGCGGAGAGCGUUGCGAUCGCUGUGAACCCGCAUUCUUCGCGUUCGGCCAAAACGGAUGCGUCGGUAAGUGGACUCUCGGUGUCCGCACUUCCGCUCAAUAUAUAUAA
This is a messenger RNA of Oppiella nova, 603 nucleotides long. The record is from the annotation of a GenBank genome assembly. NCBI's taxonomy places the organism in Eukaryota, Metazoa, Arthropoda, Arachnida, Sarcoptiformes, Oppiidae.